AUGCUGCUGGAGGACUUGGGGGAUCAGGUCAGGUCCUUGGGACUCAGGCUGUUCCCUUGGUCAAUGGAGGAUAAUUUCCAAGGCCUACACCCAACCAAGAAAGGUGUGCCAGGAUCUAGGAUGUUAUUCCACGAGGACAAGUCAUGUGCACCAGAUCAUGAGCAUGGCCAAUCCAGUCUUGGGCUCUUCAUCAAACCCCUCACACAGCAGGGAAGAAAGACAAGACCCGAGUUCCCUCCAUAUCUUGCCUCUGGAGGUGGUACCAGCGGUGGUCUGAGGUCAGGGAGUGCUGGUCCUCCUACUGCUGAUCCAUUCCUGGGCCUCCAGUGA
Molecule: messenger RNA, 330 nt
Organism: Rangifer tarandus platyrhynchus (Svalbard reindeer)
Lineage: Eukaryota; Metazoa; Chordata; Mammalia; Artiodactyla; Cervidae
Source: the annotation of a GenBank genome assembly